Spirometra erinaceieuropaei is the source of this 20141-nucleotide messenger RNA. NCBI's taxonomy places the organism in Eukaryota, Metazoa, Platyhelminthes, Cestoda, Diphyllobothriidea, Diphyllobothriidae. The record is from the annotation of a GenBank genome assembly.
AUGGGCCGGACACAAGCAGCAGGUAGUGUUGAUCAGGCAUCCUCUUACGUUCAGUCGAUCACAGAGGACGUUCGACGACGUCAGGGUCAUUGGUAUCAGUCCCGGGCAGCAGCCCUCUGGCGUAUCAAUAUUCCAGUCCUUGUCACACAUCAGUUACCUUCGCCUGAGCAGAAUUCUACUGCCUCAGUCAGCGAGUAUCCGGAGGCAGAUUUAUAGGGUACCAGCAGUCGGUGCAGUGUACCAGACUAACUCCAUGAUCCAAAGGCAUUCACUCAGAAUAAACGACCCAUUUCGCGAUAUUAACCGUCGAGGGUAAUCUGUCUGGCUUGUCGCUAUCAAACGCAAAGCCAAUUUGCCAGAGGAACUUAAAGGAGAAGUCUGUGUAUAUCGAGUUGCAGAAUCUCUCUCGGUGCAACCGGGAACAGUUUAAUGGGCUGCGGGUUUCUAGAGUGUUGGUUUUCCGACCAAUAAUUUAAAAAAAUGUUUCGGAGAUUUUAACGCAGUUCGUCGGCGGUUGAAAUGCUUCAGUGUCAAAAUCGGCAGGUGAAGCAGAUAGUGGUCCCAAGUGCAAUUAGUGACAGAUCUCAUGAAAUUUUAAGCGAAAUCUUGUAAUGCAUCUUCAGUUAGGAAGGAUUACUUAAGUAGGAUUGCAGUACUGACUAUCGUGAAGCAUGUACUUCUCGUAUUUGAGACACAACAGGAUUCUGGCUUUUGAAUGAACUUGUUCUUGGUCGCCCGAAGACAAUUCACUAGACAAAAUGGCUACUUAAGAAGUACGUUGUUAUCUAUUAAUUUUCGACACCCUUAUAAACUCGCGUGUUUUAUAGAAAACAUGCUCACUUUGGUUUACCUUAUGCUCGUUUGGUAGUAAAUCAAUCCAUUUUUAAAUUUGACACUUAAGGAAUGGGUAAAUUAAGGUUUCAAGGAAGUUUAUAACUAUGUGGGUUUUUGGAUUUCUCCCUGUCCAUUCAAAAAGCAUAAUAUCAGCCUGUUAAUUAAUGCUUCCCAUAAAGUGUACAGCCUAGCCCAAAUUCCUUGCAAGUCGCAUAAUUUUCCUUACACGGAAGGCAUACACCUUGUACACUUAAAACCCUAAACGUUAAGAUAACGGAAAGUUGGGCUCAAACGUAAUCUGGAAUUAUAAGACUUUUUUAAACCUUCUUUUAUCCCAUUUUGAGUAUCGACUUUAAGGACUAAGUAAUUUGCUAUCAGUUGGGCGCAGAAAAAAUACUUUUGUGCAUAUUUACUAUAAAAUGUACGUGAACUUAUAAUAACAUCGGAAACCAAUAGAAAAAAUCAUACUGAUGAAGUAAUCAAUUUAACCAAGUGUUUUUUUACAGGCGAUAAAAGAGAAGUUCAUACAAAAGUUGGCAUUAUGAAAUAACUGAUAUUCUGGGAAGACAAUUUUGGAACUUUACUUAACAUUUCACGAGAUCGGCCGCUGACUUUAAGUCGGUGUAAACAAAAAUGCAAAAAAUAAAGAAUGCAUCUUGAAUAAAAUGUAAAGCUUGCGGUUGUCAACAUCAAGGAUCGUGAACUGCACAGCAAAAUGCGUCUGCCAGCCUUCGGUGUAGCACUAGGUAGGGCAAAUUUCUUUAUUCAGACAUGUUCUCUAAAAAUAAAAAAAGUUGAAGUACUGAUUUGUUUGUUUGGAUCACGUUUUUUAGGAUUCUAAAGGUGGAGGCAAAUAACUUGAUCGAACCGGAGACAUAUCACGAACUUAUUCCACCGGAGAACAGGUAAGCAACUUUGUCCGCAUUACUGACGGGGAUCAAAGAUAUAGCAGAAAUUCUGUUGCUCAAAAACACAUAAACAAAUAAAAUUUUGCAGUAGACCGUUGUGCCUUUGGAAUAAUAUCCAUAUUGUUGAGGUCUCGAUCAGGCACAUUUUCCUCGAGAAACUGUAAACUCUUUUUACUAAACUCCUUUAAUGGUGCAUUUUAAUAUUUUUUAAAUUCAACAGAGUCAUCCCGCGCAGUUAGCUGCUGUGAGCGGCCUUUGUUUUACACGAAGAUAUAAGGAAUCGUAAGCUUGAACUGAAAAACAUGAGAAGAUAUAAGUCAAACAUCUAAAUAAUUUUGGAUCGACUAUGUGAGCCAUGUUUCAUGCUCAGUUUCCUAGAAAGAAAGUUCCAAGGAAGACUGAGUAAGAUGACUGGCGAAAAAAUGUUUAUGACCUUGACAAGUAUAUAUUGUUGCUGAUGAACGUCGUCGGAUCCUGGAGACGAAGUUUAACCCGCGGCGGUCGAUACAAGGAGUCAUUCAUAGAUUCAACUGGUUACGCGGACCAUGUUCUGAAUACGAAUUCCGGCUAGAUCGCAGUUGGUAGCCAGGCCCCGUAUUACAGGUGGCGGGGGCUUGUUUACUGGGGCUAUUUUGUGGGACUCCAUAAUCACAUCUGACCCAUUUGACUUCCGUUUUACGUUUGAGGUUAGGAUUAGGGUACCGGUUAAUGAUUCCCGAUUUUCGGGUUAGGGUCCAACUGCGAUCUGGCCCGAACCAAAUUCCUACAUAUACAGAAAAACAAUUAGUCUGCACUUUUGGAGCCGUUACAUCUAAGAUCGUCGCUCUCAUUAUGCCAUCAUUCGCAUGUCUCCCUUGUAGUAGUCUCGUUCAUCUGAGCCUGCGGUUUACCAAACUGAGUGCCGAGGGCAUUCACGAAGUCGCUAAACGUUUAGGCAACAGAACCAAGUGGAACAACUCUAUUGUUUCUCUCGACCUCACAGGGUGUGGGGUUACAGACCUUGGAAUGUGCUACCUUGCGGAGGUACGUUAAAAUGUUAUGCGUAGGUGCAGUAGUCGAAUUCAAGUUUGGUUUGCGAUAUUGGCCAAAUUUACACAUGUAAUACAAUUUAAAUAAUAAGUCAAAUGUACGGGCAAGUAGAUAAUUAUGCUGUAAUACAAUUAUGCACGUAAGAUACCUUUCAUAUAUACACAAGAGUAAUAGAUUAUGCAUUUAUAUGUGGGAUUUACUACAAUACAUAUUAAAAAGUCAGUUUGCAAACAUGUGUUUUCGGUAAUCCAUCGUCAGGCUAAUACAAUGACUUGGAGAAUAAACUUGUGAGAUAUAGACAGGAUUUAAACAUGUCCCAGGAUCAGAUUUAGUCAAACUCCUUGUUUCCACGACGCCUUCAUGACGGAGUCAGCGUGUUAAGAACGAUGGAGCUGGGGUGGGGGGACAAGAGGAGGGGUUAGGGUUAGGUUGUGAUCAUUGUCUCUAUGUCAAACACGCGGAGUGUGUGUGUGACUGUUCUCAGGACUUCGGGGCGGCGUGCGAUCAGCACCUAGAGUCGGCCAACAAAGACAGACUGCCUAUGUCAACGUCUUCCGACAACAGAGUGCUGGAUUCCCUAACUGAAUGGGCACCGCCCCAGCUGCUGCUAGAAUCCGUUUGCGUAGGCUUUUAGAGUAGUGUGCUGCCGCCCGGUAGAUAACUUCAAAGGUUUCUUUGACGUUGGCUUGGUGGUUCAUAUCGGUUAGAUGUGCAAGAAUUGAACUUGAAAUCGGCCUACUUUGCCCUUUUCCUAGCCUGGCAGACAUGCGUUCGCGUACCCUCCUUUUCAGACGCCUCGUUGUACGGCCAAUGAUUUCCGCUCCACAGGAGCCGGUGGGCGAAUAAAUACACAUCGAUGUGGCCUACAAAGGCAGUCGGUAUUUGUCCCCCAACCGUAUAAGGGGAGAGAUUGUGAAGAAUAUGCGCAAGUUCGCCGGGGGAAGGAACUCAUUGUAAUCGUUCUUAGACGUCGUUUUACUAUACAGAUACAUCAAUACAUAUGGCGCCUUCUUCGAAAUACUGCACUGGACCUAUGACACCCAUAUUUUAUGAUAUUAGCAGUGUAUGUGUACAAGGUGCCCCAAAACGGACCAGGAGGUAGAUGUGCUGGGCCAACGCGGGGACCCACAACAUACACUUGACCAGGAUUUUUCCAAAACAACAACACCCCAACAGGGGGUUAGAAGGAUGAGGAUGAUGACUGGACAGCCAUGCCCACCACCUGUAUACCCGGCGGGAGCGCAAGCGCAUCCACCAGCAAGUAACCGGAUGUCAGGGAACUGUCAGCGCAUACUAGGCUGCGAGGGCCAUGGUUUGCUGAUACUGGCAGAACACACGCUUUCAAAUCUUUUGACCUAGAUGGCGACACGUGACCCUGCAUUUAGUCUGGGCCGUCACCCUUCAAGGUUGGGUGAUCAAACAGUCGUCGGCUGAGUGGCACUAUCCAUAAGCACGCCGCCCUAACUCCCUGAGGACAAUCAUGCGUAUUCCGCGAGCUUAACACGACAGUUUGACCGGCAAUCUCGACGAUGUCCACCGUCUGCUCCACAGCGAGGUGACGGCAGAGAUGGUGACUUGCGCAUGAAUUUAUUUAUAGUUAUAGUGGAUUUGCGAAGCACCUACCGCAUUUUCUCCUCCUACCCCGCCUGCACUCGCUGUCAAGAUGGAGUUAAGAUAACCGAAGGCAGGAGGGGGCGCAAGUAGCUGGCACGGCCGGACCCACACCUAGGCGUACCGCACACCCCCUGGUCCACGACGUACACUGGCCAGGAUCUUAAAUGCAAGAAGAGAAGAGGGAAGAUAGUGUUUGACAUACCGACCGCUCAUACCCUACUCCCAACACUCCCUCCCUCAGCCACGACGACCACAACACUCCGACUUCAUCACACGGGCUGCGCGGGAGCGAAUGUAACACCGCCCCAAAGCAACCAUGCGCAAUAGGGUCAUGAAAAUUAAAAACCGGUUAAAGCCUGAAGCGCAAUCUGGAGUAAUGUGUCGCAUUCCGUGUCAAAAUUGUCCGUGUAACUACACAGGGCAGACUGGGCACAUGCUCGGAUCGCGCAUACACGAACGUAAACUGGCUGUGCGAUGAGGCGACGCAUUAUCACAAGUGGCCGCCCACACCUACGAAGUGGGUCACGAAUUUAACUUUGCGGCCACCAAAAUAGUCGCCCACGCCGGAAACAAAACAGGCCGAGAAUUGAUUGAAGCCUGGGUCUCGGAUGAGAGCUCGGUCAAUCGAUUUAUCGAUCUGGCGCCGGCGUACAGAGCCCUGCGCAGUCACCUCCAGUCCUGCGCCGUCGGUCGAUGAUUGGCCUACAUGCCUUAUAACUGUCGCUUGUUCUGUUGCUGCUACUACCUCUGACGAUGGACUCCUGCACGAGUCUGAAAGUUCAGGACAAUAAAGGAGGUGUUCCGGUGCUCACAUCUUCUUCUUCAUUUAUGCAUACACCUGGAACGCGAAAUUUCGCCUUCAUUCGUGUAACUAAUCCCCUUGAAACAUAAAAACCUGUCCUUGGCUCACAUAUUUAACGUCUAUGUAAUUUCAGUAACCCAAUGAUCAAUUACCGAAAUCAUCUGUCUCUCAAUUGAUUUUUACAAAGUACGUUUUACCACAAGACUAAUAAAAACCCCCAUAAGGGAGGCAAUUUGUCAAAGAUGAACGCUUACAUAAUACAAAGAUAAGGCAGUUUUGACAGCAUGCGACGUGAUCUUUACGUCUACCGACUGAAUUUGUCGUAAUUUCAUUUAUUUCGCGCAUACUGUUAAGAUAAAGGAACAAAGACGAACGAGAAUAGUCAUUCACAGGAAAACAUUUGUUAAAAUGAUUCUCGGGCGAACUUAAAAGAGCUCCCUGUCGUCUAUGUUCGCUGUGUCGACCUGACAUGUGUCAAGUCUCAAGCUAAGGAAAGUUUUAGCUCCACUUUUCACGUUAAAAAUUACUGUUUUGGUAACCAAUGCGUGACGCUUUUGAAGUCAAAUUUUCAAGGCCAAUUUUGGCUCUCAUAGGCCCUCCGAACGAACCGACGGCUGAAGUUCUUGACGCUGGCAAACAAUCAAAUCGGUGACCUGGGAGUGAUGGCUCUGUGUGAGGUAAACAUAAAAAUGCAACACUUCUGACUCUUUGGCUUAACAACCGAAGGGAAAACAUGACAGGAGAUGUGAAACACAUACGCUCGAAUUCUGUCAAAAUGGGGAACCUAUAAUUAAAUUUGGAAGUAAACGCCUAAAUAAUCUGUGUUAUGUUGAUGUCAGCCAGACGUUCUACGCAAAACCUACUCAGGGACUAGAAGUAAUUUUUUUUUAAAAAAAACAACCAAAUAGAAUAUUCGCUCUUUCAAAGCUUAUUUUCGGGAAAGAUGUCGGCACCUGAAUAGUUACAUGCAGGUCAACUACCCUACUAUGUACACAGCCUUCCGGCAGGCUUAGCUGCCGUCAAAGGUAAAAAGCAGACUUUUUUCUAUAUGAAUGUUCCGCGAAUUCCAAUACAUACUGAUGUUAACCGCAGCUGCUUUUCACGGAUGGGAUUGAAACAAAUGUCUGCCUGUGGGCAGACAAGAUUUUGCUGAUAGAAGCGAACAGGCGAGUUCCAGGUAGCAGUUCAGAAGACGAAGAUGCGAUCACUGAAACAAGAAAUUUAUUGGCCUGACGUUUCGGAUUCUCACUCGAAUCAAGAUUUUGUUUAAGACACUUAUUCGUAUUCGAGGCUACAUGAGAGUGAGACCCUCUGUUCUGUACGGACUGCUGGACGGACUACCAACGCUACGUUUUGACUAGGGACUUUACGCCCCGAGGGAAGACAAAAGAGGAUGACGCGUACCAACGGGCUCCGAGCUGAAGAUCAAAGCAAAACAGGACUUUCAUUUGCCACCUUUCAAUCAAGAUAGAUAAAUGAACUCCACAUAAGUUGGACUUUAAAUAUUUGCCACCGUGACCGACAGGGCGUGGGUCCCUGACUCAACGACCAAAGGCCCACGGUUCAAGUUCCGCGUUUUCCGUGUGAAGUGCAAACGGCUUUUAAGAGAAUUCAUUGUCUCACAUAUGUAAAUAUUGUAAUACGCCCAAGGUUUACUGUCAACUCCAUCCGGGAAGCCAAUACUUUACUUCCGCUGUAGUGUGGUAUCAUUCAAAACUUGUUAUAUGCACACUGGACAGCAUACGAAGAGAAUUGCAAACUCAAGGGCUGAGAAUAUAUAAAUCUGCCUACACUUUUGGGAUAGUUUGUGCCCUUUUAUUUUAAAGAUCCUGGUUUUUCAGUUUAUUUGGUAAGGAUAAUAGACAAGGCCUUUGAAAACCCUAUUGAUUACAUGUCAGCCCGUUAGAUACAACAGUACACGAACGAUGAAAAUCGUCGCUAUUAAACAGUACUUGAUUCAUUUAAGUAGCAUUGUUUCAAAAAAAUUCCGGGGAUCGCAGUGCACAGUUAGUGACCUAACUCAUGAAAUGUGUCGAAAUUUACGAAUGAUUACUAAUCACUCGCAAACCGACACCAUUUCAUGAGUCAAAUGUCUAUGUUAAUUAAGUACAAGUUUAAAAGAAUUGAAGACAUAAAAGAAAUAUUAUAGGCAGCGUUGUGUUGUUUAGAAAUGUCGAUUUAUUUUGAAAAGCGCAAUAUCCCGAAAACGUCAGAAAUGCCUCUUAUUAAGUUAAGUUCGUUUUUAGAUGUAUAGAAUGCAAUCUCAUACCAAACACGUAGUAAAUAUGAAAGUAGACAUAAAAUAACGUCUAAUAACAGUGUUUUAGUGAAGUUUACAUCUAAAUAUCGCUUAAAAAGUAGUGUGACUUCAUAUAUGACGGUUUGUCCACUGCCUACAUUCUUAGUAUAGAUUCCACAACAGUUUUCCAGUGUUUCAUAAUUUCAUUUACUAGUUGGAGUUAAAUGAGAUGGGGUUCAACAAGAGAAGCUGGAUUUUGCUUGAUUUCGCCGAUGGGGACGUCGUAGGAUCAAAAGUUUUCUUAAGGUGACAUGAAAUAAAAUUUCCAGUCCGGCUUAAUCUGUUUAUUAAAACUCUCGAGGGUAAAUUACUGUCCUUUUAAUGAAAAAGUCGCUCAGAUGCGUAACUGGAGUCUAGGACAUGUAUUAGCAUAGGUAAUUGCACGAAUAUAUUCCAACGUCUAUUUUCGCUAAAAUUUACUGAUAUUUUACUUGAUAUAAUUACGUAAACACAAUUUCUGAACAAGAAAAGGACAUUUCAUUGAAGGAUGUGGGUGAGCAAACAAAAUGCGCCACGUUAAAGGUGUCCAGAAAUUAUCUCAUCAGUUUCCGUUAUCAGAUUUCAUGAGAUAGGUCACGUACUGUAUAGAGCCCAGGUUCAGACUGUCGAGGGAAAACAGGGGACACAAAUAAUCCUCCAAACGUUUCUUGAAGAGUUGCAGGGACUUCGCCUCAACGACUGAUUGAAUGAGAUUGUUCCAUUUCUCCACAACUCUUUGCGUGAAAAAUUCAGAACAAAGAUUCAGCCUUGACAUAUUUGUGCAUAUAUUCAUCGAGUGACCACGAAGACUGAAUGAAAGGUGCCACUGAAAAGUGUCCUCAAGACUAAGUCCAUCAAUAAGUUCCUGAAAGGUUUGGAAAUAAAAGACGUUUUUGGGGAUUGAAGAGGCCCCAACUUCGGCACGUGAGGAGUAGUUUUACCAUAUACAAGGUGAAGGCUGCUCGCUGACCCUCUGGGUGUACUACCCACCUACAGUCACACUUGUUAAACUUUAAAUGCGAACUUCCCAGACGUCAUCUGCAUACACGCAGCUUGAAGUGAAAGUUCAGCGAUGGGCAGGUUUUUGACAAAAAAACUGUUUGGGACUCCUUUUGACGAACUGUCACAACAGUCGGCCAAGUUGACUACCAACACAGAAAUUUAUUGUCAAUUGUAUAAUUUCGCUCAACGGUUCCAGUGCUUCCCCUGAACUCUAGUAGGUUUAGGAGUUCCGUCGGACAAUCUCCAAAGUAUUUCGAGUUUUUGAAGUACACGGAUAAGUACUAUGCUUCGGGUAAAAGUUAGGAUACACCAAUAUGCAUAGAAGGAUCUAGCGAGCAUAUUUGAGACCGAAGUAUGCAACUGUUGGUGAUCGGUCUCAUGAAAUGCUGGUCGACGUUUUGAGAUGCGUUUCGGAUAGGCAACGAAUACUCAAUUGGGUUGUAAUACUAAUUAUCAUGCAGCAUAGUUCGAAGAUAAUUCAGUCACACUAGAAUACCGACCUCUGAAUGAACUUGUUUCCAUCACCUGUAAAAUUCGCACUCGGAAAAAUAACUACUGAAGUACUAGUGAUUUUUUCCACUGUCUUCAAGACUCUUACAUUUUCAGCUACAUUGUAUAGGAAAAAAUGGUCAUACAUAUGCUUUUUUGUCCUCAUUUAAUAACAGAUCACGUCUUUUAUAUUCGAAAAGUGGGCACAAUGAGACUUAAAAGUUAUUCAUUUUCCGAAUGAUCUUGGCCUCGACUUGCCUUUGCAUUAGCGUUUGGAGUUGACAGUCCGAAAAGUGUAUAGUUCUGCGUGAGAAAAUCAUGUAUUUCUCAAUGUCAUAGAGACAUUGCUGUAUGGAAGUCGAAAUAUUUCGGAAUAGAUGUGAAUCAUCUUGUAUUAGUAAUGAGGAGCGUUAAUAAACAUGCAGAUACGAUGGGCAUAAAAUUCUAAUAAUGUGAACUGCUACUAAAUAAGUGCAGAAAAAAGGGACUAAGACCACAUUUUCCUUAAAAUAUUCCUGAAAUACAAAAUGCACCUAGAGCCAAUGCGAAGAAUACACACCAUUUAAACGGUCAAUUUUACUGUGUGGUUUUUGUAAGCGGCCGAAAAGAGGUUUUUUCAAAAGCCGGCAUCCUGAUGUAACCAAAAUACCUUUGCAUUAUGCCAAAAUAUAGACAGUAGUGCUACCCCAUCUACAUAAUCCCUCGUGAUUGAAAACGCAUUUCAGAAUUUCAGUUAAAAGUUAAUGAGAUCGGUCCGACAAAACCACUCCAAAAUUUCCAUUGGUCUGCUGUCAAGAAUUCAAAAACCUUAUUCAUUUUUGAUGCGGUACCAAAUGAUCAUACUUCCGUCUUCGGCCUCAAAGUGCAAAGUCUAUAAAACGUUACUCAAAAUUAUAGCCAAACAUAGUUCCCAAUACUGACUUAAAAACUGUUAUACUUCAGGAAAUAAUUAACACCGAUGUCCGUGUGCGUGGGACCUUUGCUCCGAAUAUCGGAACACACGAUUAUGGCUAAACUCCGACAACUAGGGGGUUUUUCAUAGGCAAAAGUGCCAGAGUUUGAAAAAGGAGCAAAUCGACAUGCGCUCUUUCUCCAAAAUCAAACGAAAAGAAAAAUAACCUGGUCAAGAGUCAAAAAAUCCCAAAAAGAAAGCGCACAAUCGCCGUGCUUAAAAAGCCAUCUUUGACACACAAACAAUUAUUUUGACAGUUUUCGUUUAAUUUUACACAAUAAAAUAGAGGAAGUUUUCGACUCAGAACUUGUAGGACCAGCUUAUCCUGUUUAUCUUACCGUAGAAAGGCUUCCGAUCGUAUUUUUUUCUACAAAUGUCUUAUCAUGGCUUGUUAAUUUUCCCUGUUUAUCUGUUUAGUGAUUUGUAACUUUGAAUGUAUUGUACCCAGACAAUUACCAAGUUCUUCCUAACGGACGACGAGUUGGCUUUGCGACGAAUCCUUCAGGGAGAAUAUGUAAGUCAAAGCAAGCAAAUUUUUCUGAGAGGUCGCUCGUCAACCUUUUUAGCUAGGAGUUGCCAAUUUCUCUCUCUAUCUCUCGGGAGUAGCUCAGCAAAGCCACCGGUUACAACCCUGCCCUGUAUCCGUGUGUCCUCAGAAAAAACGCUAUUGCCGAACCAUAACCGGUCUGCCCAAAAGAUAAAAACCCCUGUGCUUACCAUACGUACUGGCUGCAAACUGGAUUAACUUACGGAGAAAAAUCAUACUUAACUGCGAGAAUGCCUUUUGUAUCUAGGAGUCUGGAAAGGUCUGCUCUAAAUGCGAAAAUUUGAACAGCACACGCUUACAUUCCCGUUGUCCAAACUUCAUGGAGAGCAGGAUCUCCAAUUUAAUAUUUGAGGACUUUAACAGGUUGACUUGAAUUCGUAAAUCAAGACCCUAAGGGCUGCUUACUUUUCAUUCCUCUUCGAUAAAUUAGUCUGAAGAGUUAUGAUCUGAUUCGCGUGUACAUCUUUCCCAGCUCCAUAAAUUCUCUUCUACACUUUAUUCGUCUGUCGGCUCUUUUUCUCAACCGAGGGACUAAGGCUGUUUUUUUCAUUCCUGCAUUGUGGCCACAAAGCUAAAAAACUAAUUUUCAGUCGUCUUCAUUCGACAUCAAAUAAACAAAGCAGUAAUAAAGUUACAAGCGACUCAUUGUCCUAAAAACUACCAGCCACAAUUACUCUCACUCGGAUUCACGCUGACAUUCGCUAAACGUGUACUGUGUUAUGAAAGGUUGUUUCUUGACUUUUAUUUGUGACAUCAAUAGUGUUUAUUGGUACUGAAAGUGAUUUCAGAGACCAAGAAGUAUGUUGUUUGACUAAAUUCACUGUAAUCUGUGGAGUUGGGUGCAGCCCGAACUGUAACAGGACCUGUAUGUGUAAACUGCGUAUAGGCGCAAUAUGAAUGAGCACAUUUAAAGGAUCGUAUAUCUCUAAGGGCUAUGACUGCGUUUCCUAAGUCAUGUUAACUUUGUUAAGCUUUUCACGGAAACUCAAGGCAGGGACAUCGCCGAAGGAUUCAGCCUCAUUGACGUACCACAAAAGGAUGGUUCAAAACUGGCAGCGGCAAAAAAGGUACUGUAUGCAUUUUACAUUUUUGAAGUUAAGCUCAAAUAAACUGUCAGCGCAUCACAAACGAGCCUAGCUUCAGGACUUUAGUGCAUGUUUUUGUGUCAACCUGAAGACUUUUAUUAUUCCAUAAAUGUACAUGAAAAGGUACUUGACUAAAUGAACAUUUAGAGUUUUGAGAAUAAAAGCAGAUAUUUUAUUGUGAAGUCAAAUUUCAGAUAAAAGUCCUUGCAAAACGGUGUGGGUAUCGCGUUAACUUAGACGAAGUAUUUUGAUAUCAUGCAGCCACUCUUCAGCUUUUAUUUAAAGACCUGGGAUCGGAUUAAGCAAACUUGAUUAAAAUGAUUAAAAAAUAGAAAAAUUGUGGUUUGCGUCAGACAAAUUGUUGAAAUUAGUCGGAGUAGCCCAUGCGCGGGCAAAGUACUUUUAUGUAUUUUCUAAGCUUGGUUUGGAGAAAAACUAGAGGAAAUGAACACUCCUUUAGCCGAAACCAUAGCGGAGAACUUUCCAAAAAGAAAACGCACUAGAGAAGGCACAUGACAUUAUGAACAUGCCUAUCGCAUGCCUUGGCUGUAAACGUUUGUAUUCUCAUGCAGGUAAGUUCAUUGUGUUAAUAAGUCCUCAAGCAUGACCCAAAUUUUCAUCUGCGAAAAAAUAUACCCGGGACUCAAUAAAUGGGUUAAAAAUUUCAAGGUUUCGCUAAUUUUGAAAAUUUUGGCAAUCAUAAUCUACAGAACUUGUGUUUUCGAGUAAGUUAUUGAAAACACCGACAAUCGCAAAGCAUUCCUUAAUGUUUAAGGUAGGCUUUCGGACUCGACGAGUCCCCCCAUAAGCGAAAAGUACAGUAGUUUUACGUAAGAAAAAUUCUCCUACUGCACAGGAGAUUGUGUGCUAGUGAUUGCCUCUCCUAAUGAUAUAUUAACUUCUUAGUCACUGCUCGACCUCUUUGCAUGUGACACCAUUAGUACGUUUAUCGUUGCGACAUCCGCACCCAUGAAAUUGAACGAAAUCACCACCACAGUCAAUCGCGUCUAGAAAAGACAAAAGACAAUCCUACUUACAAUUUUUAAACAUUUGGAUAUAAAUAAGCCGCUGAAUGGCCCCUACCAUGCAUAUUACACCAAUUCUUACAUGAUAUUUAGCAGAAGGAGGGUGCAAAGUGGUUUAUUCAAAAAGUGUUCGCUUAUGCUGUUUCCUUACUUUAGUUGUUUACAUGAACACGAAAAAUAAACUUCAGCAAUUUGAAUUUCCCGUAAUUCGACAUUGAUUUUCAUCAAUUUUCGCAUUCUUGCUUUCCAUGAAAAAUUGGUCAUUACCAAGAAAUAAAGUAUUCCGCCCAACAGUUCUGUUGAGCCCGCGUUUUCCUAAAGGUCAUUUUAUUUUCAGUAUCGUGUUACGGUCGAUAUAUUUAGUCGGUCUUUGAGUUAUAAGAAAUUUAUUGUGAAGUUACGCAUACCUCAGAAAUUAGGUUGUGGGCGGCAUGCAUAUAUGUGCAUGUAGAUAUGGCUAUCAUCAUUUUAGAUUUGAGUUAAUGUAAUUAUUUUAUUCUAAAUAAUUACCCUUGCUCUCUAAAACUGGAGGUUUAAUGACGAAUCAACCAAAAGGAUGUUUAAUUAAUUUACUGUAUAUUGGCCACUUCGGUUCAAAAAUCAUACAUUACUCGAGCCAAUUUUGUAUAUACCACUCUCCGCUUUGUCGUGCCAUUUCCCUUCUGUUUUAUCAACAGGCAGCAAGGGCGACGACCAGGUCACCAGUGGCUUCCAAAAGAGGUAAUUAUGUCUGGGCAGACAUCUUUGAUCUGAUGAAUAUUUCCGGCAAAACAUCUACCCACUCACUAUGUUAAAGGGAAAAUACCAAAACUCGGGCGAAGAAUAAGUCAGAAAAGAAUAGUCAGUUGGGCACUGGACUAAGGACUCCUGUAAUAGGGUUACCUUGCGCUUAAUUCCAGGGAUACAUAUUUCCAUGUCCUAACUCUAAACCUUACCCACCCCCCCCCAACACCACCCCUAUUACUUACCUUCAUAACGCUAACCGCCUUGGCACAGGCCGCUUGUUAUACGGGGUCCGUGCCUUAUCAAAUAAUAUUCACAUCGAAGCAAUAACCGUGGGAAAAUAAGCCUACUUUUUGCGCCUCUGUGUCCAGUUGCCCGAGACAGUCGGGAGUGAAGCGGAAGAUAGGAUUUUAAUAUGCACAAUUUUAGUUUAAUUUGCAGAAGUAAUAAUCCAUAAAGGUGUGUGCCAGUGUUCUUAUGAAUUGAGCGAAAUUCUUUCUUCUAAUGAAACCAACAGACGUUAUCUUUUGCUAAAGUCUCAUCCGUUGAUUAAAUAUCUACAGAUUUGAUGCUUCAAUGGCAAGAGAGUUUCCUAUUAGUUUAUUUCCGGGGAAAAUUUUAAAUAAAUAUGGCUCGGUGUGGCUGAGGCGAGGCUCAUGAUGUUGGUAGUCAGUUGGAUAAACACAAGUAAAUGGAAAACUGUUGUAAUGAACACCUUCGAGGGAAAAAAUAAGAUCGUUCCGUUUGAGUGCUUUUGAUUUAAACUUGUGUCUAGGCACCGAACUGUCUCCUCAAAGGAUCCUAUAGCCAGUUCCAAAGUCACAAUACGCAUAAAUGCUUCAGUCAGACACCGAAGACCUUUCGUACUGAUAUUUCUUCGGGAUUUUAGUGCCUCGCGAAAAGAACAAAAAUCUUCAACAACGAAGACCGACUCGCGAAUUCGGAAAUAUAAAGGGUCUAGGGGAAACGAUAACGCGGGAGGUGAGGAACGCACUGCGCAUUUUACAUCCUAAAAUAUGGACUUCGAUUUUAUCUAUCUACCUCUUGCAAACGUUGACUUCAUCCACUUACGUCUUUCUUAUUUCGCCUAAGCGGUUGUUUCAAAUGUCAUCAUUUUGUCUAGCAAAUUUUGGACAGCUUGGAGUCAAAACAUCCCUUACUGGCUGCUGGAGAAAAUAUUCCACCCCAUGGAUUACGAAUACAUGGGAAUUACGAAGUUUCCAUGAUAAACUUGGCGCGUAUGUUGGACUUAUUAUAGUUAUUUUUGAUACUCCGUAAAAAGACCCGUUCGCAGAGAUUCAUGUUUUAUACUUUAAACUGCUAAUGGCAGCGCAUCCUUUCGACUGUAGCUCCUAAACCUAAAAAUACCUUUUAAUAUGACUUCUCAGCAAAAUUUUUUGACAAAACAUGUCAAAUAUAUGUCAGCUCGAAAAAUACCUGCGGCAUCAUUCUUCAGUUGAGAAGGAAACUACUAGCUUAACGGAUGGAAGCAGUACGCGAUUAUUGUGCUGAAGUUAAUGACAGUGAAUUCCGCAGAUUUAUAGACAAAGAUAAAAGUACGCGCUUCAAAAAUCUAAAAACCAGUUAUUCGGUGAUUUCACCUCAGGGUAACAAAUUCAACUUAAAAAAUGGAGUACAUGCAGUUGAUGUGCUAUCCGAUGAAAUGUUAACCGAAAUUUCGAAAUGUGCUUUUGGUCAGAAGAGAUUACUUAGUGGGGGUUGUAAUACUAGUUAUUAUGCGACAUCAUCCUAAGACAUUUCAGCCACACCAGAAUGCCGGCCGCCUGCGAAGACCACUUUCUGUAAAAUGGCUACUAAAGCAGUACGAAAUUCAUCCACCGACUUUCUAUGCUCUUGUAAAUUCCAUUAUAUUUCAAAGAUAACGUGCACAAACGUAUUCUCUCUUGUGCUUCUUUGGUAGAAAAUUGCGUAUUCUUUAAAUUUUUUACCUGAAAAGAGAACAUCUUUCGGUUUCCAAAAACAUUUUAAAUUUCUGAAUGAUGUUUUACCUAACAUGCCGUUAUAUUUGCGUUCAGGGGUUCAAACUAAAUGCUGUGUGCAUUUCGUCUAGGAUAUAUCAUAUACUUUUCUAUGCUGCUAGAAGGAAGCUAUAUAGGACUCGCAAAUGGGUAUGGGCCGGAUUGUAUACUAUAUAGGCAUAACUAGUAAACGUGAUGAUGCGAUGCUGUGCGGAGGAAAAUUUCACGGUCUUAAAAAGCCUCAAAAUUAAAAACGUUUUAUAAAACCGAAAGAUAAACCUUCCUUGGGCACAAAAUUUAAAGGAGACGUACGUCGCUACCGAAUAAGUAAAAUAAAGGUCACUCCUGUGCGUGUUUUCUAUAAAAUAUAACUGAAUUUUGAGGGCAUACAAAAUCAAUAAACUUUCAUGCUACUUAAAUUGACAUUUUUACAGGAUGAAGUUUUUGCAGACGGCCAAAAACUGAGUCCACCCAUUAGCUGGCAUCCUAUAGUGAUUGAAAUAUCUUAGGUGCGUGAUAAUUAAUAUUACAACACUAUCUAAGUAAUCUUUCUGAAUUUAAAGGCAAAUUAGCAUUUUUGCUUAACAUUUCAUGAGAGAGCACAGCUAAUGCAGCAGAAACUACAUGAGGAACUUUGGGCGGAAUCCUUCACAUAUGCGUCAGACAGCUAGCUAGUAUACACCACAGCAACUCCUAGACCAAUUGAUUUCGUCGACCUUAAAAGCCGAAAGCGUUGCACAUGUCCUGGGAUUCCACUGAUGAGAUUGACGAGACUGGCGAGGUGGUGUGGCAAGGGACGCCUGAAAACGGUAACCAGUAUAGCAGUUUUGGAGCAGUUUGAUAAGAUGGUAUACGCGGAAAUGUUUUGUAUCUUUUAGACAGUUUGGUUCACUGCUUAAUCAGACCAACCUUUUCGACUGAGUGCCACCCGACUAAAAAUAAUCCACCCAGAGGCACGGUUGAUGCUUUUUGCCAGACAGUUGGCAUAAGACUUUGAUCUGUGAGCGUGCAUGUGUUAGAUCCAGUCCCUGAUCGGACAUGAUAGGCGUUCUUGAUAAAGAAUGACCCCAACUUACCAGUUAUUGUCAAUAACCACGAACUUUACAAUCUCCUGAAAUGUUGACCAAAACUGUGAAAUACGUAUUCAAUUAGGAAGGACUACUUCAGUAUGAAGGUAAUAAUGACUAUCUUUUGGCAUAAUCAAGUGAUAUUUUGGGCAUGCAAGGAUUUUAGCUUUAAAAUUCUUUUCUUUUUGCCCGCCGAUAAUAAUCGCUGUCGGCCAAAAUGACAACUUAAGUAAUAUGCAUUUUUCUAUAACCACUUUCGAUGGCCUUAUAAUUUCAAAAAAAUCUUGCAAAAACGCAGGCAUGAAAAUAUUCUUUCUUAUGCUCGAAGAAAGAGUAAUUUUUAGCCUUAAACAGGUUCCUCAUUUUCAGAAUGAUUUUGAGCUCGAUCUGUCAUUGCAUUUGCGCUUAGGGUUUUUAGUCUACUAACUGUAUACUGCCCACGUAACGAAGAACAUUCAUUUUUCAUAUCUGUCAAGUAGGUGCCAUAUAGGGUUCAUAAAAUCUUGCAACGGAAGUGGACUAUGUUGUAUACCCUACGAGGAGGAUUAUUGGACACACAUAUUCAAUGCUAUUUGGACGAACAUCGCACAAUUUCUAAAAAUCUCGUAAUAAGAGACUUUUUAAAAACUAAAAGAUGCCACUUCUCCGAGUAUGAGAUUUGGGAAAAGACGCGGUUUACUACCAAAUAAGUACAAGAGAUGAUAUUUUAUGCAUUUUUUCCUGCAAAAUAUAUUUGGAUUUAUAGGGGCAUCUAAAUACAAUAGUAAAGACGCCUACUACUUAAAUAGUCGUCUUUUACCGGGUACAGUAAUUGUAGACGGCCGAAAAGAAGGGCAUCUAAAAGCCAGCAUCGUGGCGUGUCUGAAAUAUUUGCGGCACCCUGCCGCACGAUAAUCGGUAUUACAACUUCACUUAGGUUAUCCUUCCUACUCAAAUGCACAUUUAAUAAUUUCGUUCAACAUUUAAUGAGAUCGGUAAUUGACAGUAUGUCCACCUCUGAUUUCACCGCGCCUAGUUAUUUUCUUUGCCAAUGAAUGCCAAGGACACUGUAUCCACAACGCUCGACUUGAUCGACUGUGAAAGUGAGUUUGCUUCCAACAUCCUAGGUGAAACUAUUGGCCAUUUUUCAGAAUUCAAAUAUUAGUUGAGUGGUAGACACAAGAUGCAGUGUGCCGCUAAACGAGUCAAUAAAUACUCGACCUUGCCGAAGUGACAUUAUAUAGACUUGAGUAUCACAGGUGUUAAACAGCAGUCUAGAGAGUUUGUGCCCACAUAGAUAACCCUGGAAAUCUUUGUGAUAUUAUCGGCUGAAGCUUCAAAGGUUAAAGUACCCCAAUUUACAUUUGUUAUUUUGGUAAGUGAGCCCGUUUUUGAGUGCUCCACUCAUAGACUUUCUUCACUUUGAGAAUUUGUACUGUAAUGAUUUCUUAAGCGUUUUUAUUUCCAGACAAUAAGAUAAGUGUUGAGGGACUCAAACGUCUGACGGAUAUGCUUCAGAUCCAAAUGGAGCGGCGUAGUACAACACGUGGUGAAACACUGACCGGGAUAACUCGAUUGGUUCUUUCGGUGAGUCUUAAAACGCUCCCAAGAUCUUUCGGCACCCGACUCUUGUUGCCACGCGCUCUCUCACGCUUACUGUAACUGAACCCAUCAUCAGAGACAGAGGCAGAAAAGGGUGACUCGUGCACAGGAAGUUGCUGUACUUAUAGGAUGCAGUCGCUAUGCUACCAUAUACCUGUAGCAAUUAACCACGCUCCCCUUCAUCAAGGAUUGUUGCCCGCUGGUGCGCUAAUUGUUUGAUGGCCGGCAUGCAAGUUGCUAAUUGCUGAAAUCUCAUCAGCCGCGUUGGAUGCUGGCGUGAUGACUGCUCGGUCGUCUGGCUCACCGGCUUGCGCGCUCCCCGAGUGGUCAAUUACGUCAGGCGAAUAAAGCCCUUGUUCCAGCUAUCGCUUCUUACUAUCGAACGUCAGUCUACAGAAAACCGAUGAACACACUGCAAAUGCUCAGUUUCAACAACAACCACCCGCUACAACACAAACGAAGCUGUGUCCGCACGCUAUACCGACGGGUGAAAACUUAUGCAGCACGCCAGCCGCCAAACUGGACGAGAUAAAUUUCCUCCAAGAACUCUUCAGAGCCAACGGCUAUCAGCGAGCAGUCGUUGAGCGGAGCCGAAUGCAACCAAGUAGACGAAAUGAAGAACACAGUCAGCCAAAAUCGUGGCGGAGCAUUCAAUACAUGAAAGGGGUCUCAGAAGCCGUGGCUAGAUCCCUCGCGCCGCUAGGAAUGGGUGUUGCACAUAGGCCCGACUCAACAAUCCGCCGGCAAAUGAUGCGACCAAAAGACCCGAUCCUUAAUCAGGAGAUGUCGGCUGUUGUGUACCAAACUCAAUGCAGCUGCGGGAAGUGCAACUACGUUGGAGAAACCGGCCGACGGCUGCGAACGCGAAUGCACGAAAGGUCGGACCCAUAGUUGGAGGUAGCAACUCAUGCCGCGCAAAUGGGACACAUCUUCAACUUUGAGGCCGUUGAGAUUGUGUGCCGGGGCGAUGAUAAUACAACAAGGCAGGUGCAAGAGGCCUGGAUGUCCACCGACUGCUCUGUCAACCGCCACAGCAAUUUGCCUCCCUCCUCCCCCCUAGCUGACUUUACGAACCUUCUUAAAGAGCGACAGUCACGGCGCGGGGCCAUCAGGGCCUUCAGCUAUCUCCGUGGCCAACGAGGGCAGGGGCUUCUCAGGUCACGGUGACAUGCGGGUCGGAUGCAGCCACACAGGCGCCACUGGCGGGCCACGCAUCGAAGUGCACCAUAUAAGGAGAGCUGUGCGCAUGACUUCCCAGUCUCUGAAGAUGGGUAGACGAAACAACUUCUCGAAACGCCAGACCUCCAAUAAACCUCACCCGGCGGACGCCUCCUUCUCUUUUGAUAGUUGGAGGCGUUUAGCCGGGUUACAACGCCCGUCUGGGUGUGCCACCACACGGCCGACUUUUUUUACUGAUUGAUUCAGCCCUCGAGCACAUAGCUUCGUCAUGUGGAGGGAACCCUGCUGUAUACAUUCAUCCAAUUUAGUCUGCAGGUUGAAGUGGUUACUAGCAUCUGGCCGCUACGACAAGCACAGUCUAGUGGAGUUUCAAAUGAAAAAUGUCUGUCAGUUAGGUGACAAACAGAAAAAUUGCUGCUUGCAUACGAGCCCAUGGAACAGCUGUCACUCCUACCAGGCGCCACUCCUGUGGAAACUAUACACCCAAAGUGACAGAAGAUUAUCCAUUCUCACCAGUAGACCCUUAGCAUCCAAAAAAAUCGGCAUUGAGCUAAAUCACAAAAAUGUGCGUUUUGGGAGCUUUCUGUUAAAUACAACGAAGCAUUAGGAUAGAAACUAUUCGUAGUUUCUUCUAGACGCCUGACUUGCCAGAGUAAAAGCCAACUUCAACAGGCAGACAUUAAUAUCAAAAUAGCCCAAUACCUAUUUUAAAGUCUUCUCUUAUUUAAGGAACAGAGAUGUCGUGUGGCUAGUGGUUAACUAUAUUUUCCUUUACAAUUCAUCUGCUCGACGUCAGACCCGUUAAAGUUAACCCUAACAAAAUGAGAAAUGGACGUGUUUUAUGAUAUUCGGUGCUUUCUCCAUAACAUAAACCGUAGACUAAUCUAGAACUUGAGCCCACAUGAGUAAACAAGGGAUUCCUUUUUUCAGGGCAAUAAUUUUGACGAAAGCGUUGAAGAGGCGGAACAACUGCGCCAUCUGCUCAGAGAAAGGACAGAGGAUCUCUGGUCAACGGACGUGUCGGAGACCGCGUCUGCGAAUGACUGA